Molecule: messenger RNA, 1892 nt
Organism: Xyrauchen texanus (razorback sucker)
Lineage: Eukaryota; Metazoa; Chordata; Actinopteri; Cypriniformes; Catostomidae
Gene: slc39a8
Product: solute carrier family 39 member 8
Exons: 8
Coding region: 69-1397 (442 amino acids)
Biological process (GO): zinc ion import across plasma membrane; intracellular zinc ion homeostasis
Cellular component (GO): membrane
Molecular function (GO): zinc ion transmembrane transporter activity
Source: RefSeq, a predicted model, not a curated record
CUUGACCGCAGUCCCGUCUCGAGCUUCCUAACUUCACACUUGUAAGGAGAGUUGCACGGGGUUGGAAUAUGGAGGAACAUUUUUUCACAUAUGUUUUACGCUUCUACCACGAAAACAACUCGCUCUCCACGGGAAACCUUGAAAACUUUCUGCAUCUCAUCACGAGCCGACGCUCGGCAUCUAUCGAUAAUGACAUGAACCCGAUGAAGAAUGCAGAGUGUUUGCCAAUGUCAGAGCUGCUGUCUGCCUUUGGGUUGGGUAAUGCUUCUGUGGUCAAUCUUGAUGAUCUGCAGUUGAUGUGUCCAGCUAUUCUCACUCAGGUCCUGUUACCUGCCUGCCCGUACACACCUGCCUCUGACCAAAAUGCCUCUAACCACAAAGUUUGGGGUUAUGGAUUCCUGGCAGUGACCCUGAUAAACUUGGCUGCUCUUUUGGGUUUACUUCUGGUGCCCUUUGCCAAAAAAACAUAUUUUCCAAAAGUCUUAACCUACUUCAUUGGACUGGCCAUUGGAACACUGUUUUCAAAUGCUGUACUGCAACUGAUCCCGGAGGCCCUUGGCUUAGAUCCCAAAGAUGAUAACUAUGUGCUGAAUGCAUUUGGGAUUUUUGGUGGUUUUUAUGUUCUGUUUUUCACUGAGCGAGUUUUGAAGAUGGUAUUGAAAGCAGAUACAGAGCAAGGCCACAGCCAUUUUCCUCACCUGCAGUCAGCUGAUAUCGCCAUCACCACAUUCAGCAAUGACAUUGUCAUAAGCAACAUCAGCAGUGACAUCAUUACAAACAAUGGCAAUAAUGAAAUCAACACUAUUAACUGUAAUGAAAAGUCCAGCAACCCAGUUGAGAGUCCAGCCAUUGAACAGAAUGCAUGUGCGUUGUGGACUUGUCGCUGGCUAACUGGGGAACGAAUGUCUGAUAUAAAAACUGUGGCAUGGAUGAUCACUCUUACUGAUGCACUGCAUAACUUCAUAGAUGGUCUGGCGAUCGGCGCAUCCUUCACCCUCUCCCUCCUCACUGGCUUCAGCACCUCUAUUGCCAUCUUCUGUGAAGAGUUCCCUCAUGAGCUCGGUGAUUUUGUGAUUCUGUUGAACUCGGGCAUGAGUGUCGCUCAGGCUGCAUGUUUUAAUUUGCUGUCAGCUAUUUGCUGUUAUCUUGGUCUUGCACUGGGGAUUCUGCUGGGCAGCAGUUUUGCUCCAAAUCCUAUCUUUGCUAUUGCUGGUGGAAUGUUCCUCUACAUCGCCCUUGCAGACAUGUUCCCAGAGAUGAACAGUAUCAUGGCAGGACAAGCCAGAGGCUAUCGAGAAAAGGUUGUGUUCUUCCUGAUCCAAAAUGCUGGACUGCUCAGUGGAUUCACUGUAAUUCUGCUUAUUACCAUUUUUGCGGGAGAUAUCAAUCUAGGCUAAGAAGAGAAGACCAAAUGAAAAAGAAGGGAAACAAAGAACGAUUGUUUUCAGUGCCAGAAACCAAAAACUCGAGACAGAGACUGAUUUUUUUAUCGUUUGUAUUGUAGACUUGUACUUUACUUGCUGUUGACGCAAUCAUAUGAUCCUGCAAAAGAUUACUAUUGUAAUAAAUGAUAAUGAGCUUUUUUUCAACCCUUUUUUAUGUGUGUCCUAGUGUGUGUGAGUUGGCAACAAUACCCUGCUGUGUGUGGAGUAAUUCCUUUGUGGCAGUGGCAGCCUAGCACAGAGUCUCUGAGCAGCUUUGUCGUUCAAAAUGGCCAAACUGCAGCCCAGCUCAGGCGCCUUUCCAGAGAAACUAUUUGAAUCAUCUCCUCUGUUGUACAGGUGAUGAAAUGUAAUUGCUGGAUAGUUGUGUGCCUUGGUGUCUCUUCUACAGCUUGUCUCAAAAAUGUGCAUGAUUAUGUUAAUUGCAAACUUGUUUUCUGUACCUUGAUG